This is a messenger RNA of Nymphaea colorata (pocket water lily), 1946 nucleotides long. RefSeq lists its product as uncharacterized. The coding region runs from base 47 to 1555 and encodes 502 amino acids. Lineage: Eukaryota; Viridiplantae; Streptophyta; Magnoliopsida; Nymphaeales; Nymphaeaceae. The transcript has 8 exons. Gene Ontology annotation, biological process: protein ubiquitination. The record is from RefSeq and is a predicted model, not a curated record. Gene Ontology annotation, molecular function: ubiquitin-protein transferase activity.
GGUGUAGGGGUUUGGGGCCUCUGGGUACUUUUCCGACCGCCAGAAAAUGGUGUCCGAGGGGACGGAGAACCGCAUGGCCCCCUCGAUCGUCUUUCAAAACGGUGGUGCCUCGGGCCUCAGCUCCGGCCAGAAACGACCCGCGGUUGUUGGAGUUCCGGCUGGCUUCGCGGACCAGAAGCUGUUUUCUGAGGAACGAGACCGAUACUUCCUGGGACGGGGUGAUCUCCGACGGGGCAUGUUAUUGGAAGGAGGAGAGGGGCGGGACGCCGAGAUCUCCGUCGAUCAGGAGGCUGGCAGGAACCGGCGGCUCGACGGCCGGCAGUGGCGCCUGCGGGGCGGGUCGGAUAGCGACGACGAUGACGAUGACCGGGAGGAGGAGGAGGACGAGGAGGAGGAGGACGACGACGACGACGAUGACGAUGAGGGAGGCGGGAAUGGGCGGGGAUUGGUGAACGUGAAGGGCGGGCAUGAGCCGGUUGUCGCGGGGGUGACGUCGGGAAUCGAUGGGUGCAAAGAGACCAAUAAUCACAACAAUAAGACAAAUGGAAGCAACACUGGUAAUGGUGGUAGAGGUGGUAAUAACGCCAAUAGCGGUGUCAGCGUACAGAGUGUGUCCGAGAAGGUAUGUGAGGUGAAUGUGCAGAGGGAGAAUGGUGGAUGCAAGGGGAAUCCUGAGAAGCACGGUCCUUUCUUUGGCAUCGGUGGGGGAGGGUUCACUAAAGAUCCUAGUGUUCAGCCUUCAAGCAAUGCUAGAGGGAGCUCAAUUGAAUGCCAAUCAAUUAGACUUGAUGAUUGCACUUCAGCACGCUGUGAGAAGGCAAUUACUGUGGCAGAACCUGAUAGUUAUUAUGCACAUGCAUUACAAAGAUCUGCCUCCUCAGUCACUAAGGAAACAGGAGGGGAGAAUGGUUGUGGAUUUAGUGGAAGAAAGGAUGCUUAUUUGUCAGGUGAACCGGGAAAUUCUCUUAGGGCUAUUCUUUCUGAUCCGAUCACGGGUUCUCUCAUGGACGAUGCAAUGAUACUAGCUUGUGGUCAUUCUUUUGGUGGUGGUGGAAUGCAACAGGUUCUCAAAAUGCAAGCUUGCUAUUCAUGUGGACAAUCUAUUUCUGCUGAUUCCAUGGCACCAAAUCUUUGUAAGAACAUGGAAGAACUCAUGUUACUUAUUAGUACAUCACUUCGUACUGUAGUUGAGGCAUUUCGGCAUGAAGAAGAGUUACAAUUAUCCAAAUCAUCUAAAAGAAGAAGGGAAAGAUUUGAACAGGAAAAGGGUAAUUUCGGUGUCCUGCUUUCAGCAGACGGUUCAAGAGGCAGAAGUGCUAUGUUUCCAUUUGUUGUUGGGGAUCAAGUCGUUAUUAAGGGAAACAAGAGGACACCAGAACGUUUUUUUGGACGAGAGGCUGUUGUAACAUCUCAAUGCUUAAAUGGGUGGUAUGUAGUUAAGACACUUGAUAAUGCAGAAAGUGUUAAAUUGCAAUAUCGUUCUUUGUCAAAAUUUGGCGUUCGACCCCUCUCCAAUGGCAUGUCAACUAAAGCUGUGGUUCCCAGCUGGCUCUAAUUGUACACAGCGUGGAACUGACAAUCAAUGUCAUUAUGUGGAGCGGCUCUUUGCGGGAUAUUCCGUCUUUCAAAAGUUUCUACGCGUAAUCAAUUCUUCUGAAGUGUUACUGCAGGUUCAGAAGUUGGCUUGAAAUGCAUGUUUGGAAAUAAUUUCCCAUGUAAUCUAGAAAACAGAUACAAGCUUUAUAUAUUUAGGAAUUUGGAGACGGUUCAUGUGCCCUUCUGGUUACCUGUUUCUGUAAAUUUCUAGGGGAGUUCCAUGAACCUUCUUUUCUUUGUCUCAAUUGUACAGAGGAUGAAGUCACAAUCACAUUUUAUUCCCGGGAGCAGUGUAAAAAUUAUCAAGUCAAAUUGAAUUAUCAGGUAUGAGUGCAUGUCUUUGGAAUCUA